UCUGCACCUGACGGAGGGAAGGGACAGCCUGGUGUGACUGGAGAGGAGAGAGGACAGGAGAGGAGAACAGGUGCUCUGCAGCAACAACCCAACUACUGGAGCUUUAAGGUCAGUGCUAGUCGUAGCCCGCGUCACUCCCAGUCCACCCAGUCUGGGCUAGCUGAGCAGGCUGCUAAACUGUCCUUUGCCUCGGCUGAGUCUCUGGCUGAGACCAUGUCUGAGGCUGACAUCCCCCUGGGGUUCAGCCGAACCAACCGCUUCCGCCAGAGUCUGCCCCUGUCCCGCUCAGCCAGCCAGAACAAGCUGCGCUCCCCAGGCGUGCUGUUCCUGCAGUUUGGGGAUGAGACUCGGCGGGUGCACAUCACCCACGAGCUGAGCAGCCUGGACACGCUGCAUGCCCUCAUCGUGCACAUGUUCCCCCAGAAGCUGACGGCGGGGAUGCUCAAGUCCUCCAACACGGCCAUCCUGAUCAAGGACGAGGCGCGCAAUGUCUUCUACGAGCUGGAGGACAUCCGGGACAUCCAGGACCGCAGCAUCAUCAAGAUCUACCGCAAGGAGCCCAUCUACGCCUCCUACCCCGCCACACACCUGGUCAACGGGGACCUGAGGAGGGAUCUGGUGUACACGUCCCGAGAGUCCUCCCCCACCCGCCGCCUCAACACCCUGCCAUCCUCCUCCGCCUCGCCCCCCUCCGGCUCCCCAGCCCGCUCCCGUCUGUCCUACAGUGGGGGUCGGCCUCCCUCCUUCGCCGGGCCGGGCAGUCACCCCCAGCUCCAACAACACUCCCAGCACCAGCAGCACCCCCAGCAGCACCAGCCCCAGCACUCCCACCACCCAGGAGCCGGCUCCCACCACGGGGGCCACAACGCAGGCUUGUCCUCGUCCCCUAGCGCCAUCCUGGAGCGCCGUGACGUCAAGCCCGACGAGGAGGUUUCUGGGAAGAACCUUAUGCUGGUAAAGGAGGGGCUGUACGCCGACCCCUACAGCCUUGUACACGAGGGCCGCCUCAGCAUCGCCUCCACACAGUCGCUGGCCACCAUCGGAGACCCCUUUGGCUUCCCCGUGUCCGGUGGGCUGUACCGCCGCGGCUCUGUGCGCUCCCUCAGCACCUACUCUGCUGCCGCCCUGCAGGGGGAGCUGGAGGACGCCCUGUACAAGCCUGGAGGUCCCCUCUACUCCGACUCCUAUUCCUCAGCCACACUGGGCAUGGGCUUCCGCAUGCCCCCCUCCUCCCCACAGAAGAUCCCUGAUAUGCAGCUGAGGGACAGGGGGGACUCGUACUCUAGCUCCCCCAGCCGAGCCUCCCCGGUCAGGCAGAACUUCCGCAAGGACUCAGCCUCCUCUUCCGUGUUUGUGGAGAGCCCCAAGUCCAGGCCCAGCUCCAGCUCUGACCCUCUGGUCCUGCAGGCCGGGCCGGGAGGGGACGGGAGCAGGUUUGCGCCCGGAUACAGCUCCCCACUCCAUGGAGAGACUUCUGAGUCCAGGGACCGUGCGGACCGUCUGGACCGUAUGGAGGCCAUGGAGAAACAGAUAGCCAGUCUGACAGGCCUCGUUCAGAGUGUACUGACCAAAGCACCCGACAGUGACAGCACAUGCGGCCUACUGCGUCUCUGCAUGAUGGCGGGCUGCCCUCCGGACCAGGGCUCGGAGUUCUCACGGCCCUUCCCUUUCUCUUCCAGCGAGAAGACCGAAUCCAACAGCGACGGCUCCGCCACUGGAACUGGGCGGCUGAAGCGGAAAGCUCUGACGCCGUCGGCCCCGCUGGCUCUGAUGCCCCCCCCUCCCUCCAGAGACAGCCAGGUCACCACCGUCACCCGGCUGCAGAUGCAGCUUCACCUCCACGACCUGCAGCAGAACGCCACCGACCUGCGCAAACAACUCUCCCAGCUCCGCAAGAUGCAGCUUCAGAACCAGGACAGUGUGAAGACGCUGCUGAAAAGAACGGAGAAGGAGCUGAAAGUGCGUGUGAGUGACGCUCUGAGGAAGCAGGAGGACCCUCUGCAGCGACAGCGCCUCCUGGUGGAAGAGGAGAGACUCAAGUACCUCAACGAGGAGGAGUUUAUCAUCCAGCAGCUCCAUGACCUGGAGAAGUCAGUGGAGGAUAUCCAGAAGGGUUCGUCUGUCAAUCACAAACUGGUGACGGUUCAGGAGCUGGAGGAGAAGGCCUCACUUCUGAGGAAACUAGGAGAGACACUCACAGAGCUCAAGAACCAGUUCCCCAGUCUGCAGAGUAAGAUGCGGGUGGUGUUGAGGGUGGAGGUGGAAGCCGUCAAGUUCCUGAAGGAGGAGCCACACAGACUGGACGCCCUGCUGAAACGCUGCAAGAGCGUCACUGACACACUGACCACUAUGCGCAGGCAAGUGAACGAGGGCGUGUGGAAGAAGCAGGAGGACUUCCCCAAGCACAGCAGUGAGGACUUCCGUAAGAGUUCUGACUUUGACAUGCCCACCAGCCCCCCUCUCAACCUCAGUGACCUGAGGGGCGGCAGCAGCCUGUCUAACUGGAGCCCCCACUCCAGCCACAGUCACGGUCAUGGACACAGCCACCCCUCCUCUGGCCCUCACAGGGACACUCAUCCCCCUGUGCCUCACAAGGGCCGGGCCCUGGAAGAACUGGCCAACCGCGCUGCUGCUGAUAAGGCUGUGUCUGUGGAGGUUCGACUGGCAGCAGAGAGGGACUGGGAGGAGAAGCGGGCCAGUCUGACCCAGUACAGUGCUCAAGACAUCAACCGUCUGCUGGAGGAGACCCAGGCUGAGCUGAUGAAGGCCAUCCCAGACCUGGACUUUGCCGCCAAGCAGAUCAACAAGCCCUCCUCCAACACACCCUCCCAGUCUCAGACCCCCCAGAGUGGGGGAGGGACCCCAGAUCACCGCCCUACCAAGCCCCAGCACGCCACACACAAGCUCUCGGGGAAGGAACCUGGCUCCAGACGUGGUUCUGAUGCAGAGCAGUUGACAGUGACUCGCUAUCGUACAGAGAAGCCCUCGAAGUCGCCCCCUCCCCCACCACCUCGACGCAGCUUCCCAUCAUCCCCGGCUGGACUGAUCACCCGCAGCGGAGAGACCCUUAUCCCCGGCAAGAGCAUGAAGGCGGAGGAGGCAGAAGCACAGAAGCCCCAUGUGAAGCUGCGACGGACAGUGUCUGAAAACCCACGUCCUGCGUCCACCCCUCCCACCAUCGCCUCUGGAGACAAGGAGGAGGGAGAGGAGGACAUGAUCGCUGCUGAACUGGAGCUGUUUCAGAGAGCCCCCCUCAGGCUCAGCCACCCCCCUCCCCUGUCCCUGCCCAGUGACCCCCGCAGCAGGACCAGCGUGCCCCCCUCCAGCCUCGACCUAUGGCCCCCAGGGGCCCUGUGCACCAAGCUGUCUAGAACAUCGUUGGACUGCUCUGGCCUACAGUGGAAGCAGGGCAGCUCAGAAUGCAUACUGGCAUCACACUCACAGGCACAGAGCACGGCCCUUCCUGGUCCGUCCUUCUCUCCUGUCCCCCGGAUUGUGCCGACAGAGUGCGUGUCAGUUUCACCCUCUCCCUCAGAAGGCUUUGUCAGAGACUUGACACAGGACCAUCAGAUGUCCCCAACAGUGGACCAGUCCCAGAGGAGCCAGACUGCUCCUCCCCAGACAGCCCCCAAGAUCCAGGAGGUCUCUAAGGGGAAGGAUCCCGUCAGCCAGCCCCAGAGGAAGCUCUCUCGGCGGAGGGAGCUGAGAAUCCUGGAGUCCUUUGAGAAGGAGGAAGAGAGGGAGGAGAGAGAAGAGCUGUCCUUGGUGCUGACUGAGCUGGGGGUGAUGGUGAUGUCACCCUCGGAGGCUCAGAAGCUCAGCAAGACCUGGGGAGAGGCUCUACAGACACUCACCAUCCCACCUCAGCCUUCAGAGGGAAGCACUGAAACCCGUCUGUGUGGGGCUCCACUACUGGUAUUCUUCAGGGAGAUUGUGACGGUCAGAGAGGCCUACAGGAAGCUGCAGUUACUGCUGGGCAGCGAGGAGGACACAAGGUCAUCCAAUGUGGUCCCCAAGCCUAGAGCAGGAUCUUCUUACAGCAGCCUGAGCAGCAGCCCCAGUACCCUGGGCUCCAGGAUAACUCUCUCCCCUGAGCAGCAGGACUCUCUGAGAGAGGUUCUGAGGAGAGGAGUGGAGACAGGGGCCAGGAACCUGACACUCCCUCACAGCAAUGGAAUAAAGUGCAUUCUUGCCACCCUUCCGGAGCCCAAUCAGGACUCUGCAGAAGCAGCAGUGAAACCCAAUGGGUCUGCAGGGUGUGAGGAGAGCCAGGCCAGGGAAGAACAGGGACCGAACCCCUGGAAGCAGGGAGAGGACAUUAGGAGCAGCACCUACAGGAGGCUGGACAGCCUGGAUGAAACCAUCCGCGAGCUGGAGAACACCCUGCUGGAGCUCAGUGGCCACCCCACCACAGUGCACCUCUCCCCCCCCACACCCCCCACUGACACUGCCUUGUCAGAGGCUCCAGACCCAGCCCAGAUGCCUGGCACCAGCACCCCAGAGACCAAGAAGCCCCCAGUCCCACCCAAGCCCAAACCCUCCUACACUCCUGCCACGUUGACCAAGGGAGGCAACAGCUCUUCAGCUGUGGGUAAAGUCCACUCCUCGGCUGCCUCCAGACUGAAGCACCUGCAGCAGAGCAGCACAGAGAAGACCAAAACUGGCAAGAGGGAAGACUUCCUCAAGGGCCAGCAGCAGUGAGUGAGGGACCAGCCUGUGCCCCGUGCCUGUCCUCUCCAGACUCCUCCUCAGCACCAACCACCUGACUACAGAGCUGCAUCUGACCCCCCAUCCCCUGCUACUCCUAGUCCAUACCCUUAAGCUCCCCUCCCCUCUGUUGGCUUAACAUGGGUAUUAGCCAUCUCUGACUCCUGUACCCUCUCAUGUCCUACAUUGAACCCACAAUGCACAAGAUAUCUACCACUCUCCCCUUGGUGUGUUUGUGUGUGUGUUCUGUAUGUUUGUGUGUGUGCAUGUCUGUGUGAAUGGAAGGGUGCUGUCAGGGACCACUACCAACUAAAGGACUGUACUCUGUUUUCGUUUCUCUUUUUCCCCCUGAAACAUUUACAAUUUUCCCCAAUUCUCCAUGUUCCUCCUCCUGUUCCUCCUGUUCCUGGUCUGUCCCUGGGUCUGACCCGUAGGCCCAUGGGAACAGCAGCAGCAGUAUUGAGCCCCUCCUGUCAGGCACCAAAGCUGACAGUUUCUCCGGCCGCCUGUCCUCCUCCAGUUCGGCCUCGACUGUGUUUGCCCCGGGUCUGAGGAAGUAUCCCCAGGAGGGGGCGCUGUCUUCCCUGACAGCCUCCUCCAGCCAGGCCAAAGGCCUGCUGGCCAGCCUGUCAGCCUCCAGCCUGUCAGCCUCCAGCCUGAGCGCCGAGGCCCUGCUCCUCUCCUCCACCUUCCGCCAACACCGCCUCCUCCGCGAGCAGCAGCGCGCCUCCUCCCUGCCCCUGCCCAACGGCCGCUCCUCCAACUCCCCCACCACCACCACCUCCUCUUCCUCCACCUCCCCCACCUCCACCACCUCCUCCUCGCCCUCCUCCCCGACCGCCCUGACCUCCCUCAACCUCUCCUCCGUGGGGCUCAAGCCCAGCGGCCGCAGCCUGCAGCACUCCGGCUCCAACAGCUACAAGGAUCGUGGCAGCAAGACCCUGCUCAAGCCUGUCUCCCCUAGCAACUCACAGUGAAGUACAAGAGGAUGGGAUGGGAGGAGGAGGAAGAGCAGGAGCACAAUCAAAGCACCAUCACAUGCCAAAAAUGAAGAGGAAAACAAGCACACUAGCCCUGCCCUCAAUGCCAAGAGUUAUAUGCAGCAACACAUAUCAGUGGGGAGUUCCCCAGAGUUGACUUUCUGAGUGUCACUUUGCUGCCCUUGGUCUCAGUCCAGCAGCCAGAAUCUUCACAUAUCUAUAAUUAUACAGUACAAGAGUUGAUGGUGGUUCCUCUCUGGCUCUCCCACUCAGUAGUACUAACUGUUCCCAAGACCCCCAGAGAACGAGCUCAAAGAUGGGCCUCGGCCUCCUUUCCCUCCCACUGCCUAGUCUGGUCUGGUCCGGUCUGAUCUGGUCUGGUCCGGUCUGAUCUGGUCUGGGUGGACAGAAAAACAGUGCCAGUACUUUAUGAACUCUCAGUUUGUCAUCACACCAUUUGCCAAAUCUUACUGGAUGGAACCUAAGUGGAGUAGAUGUGAUAUCUAGACUGUGACUUAUAUUAUACAGAGUAGUGUUGCAAUAAUCAACGAGUACAGUACAGUAGUCGUGUGUGUUCAGAGCUAUAGCAGUCGUAUUCCAGCACCUGGCACAAUGUGAAUCUGUAGAGAAAAACAAAGCUAAACCAAGGUGGUGGUUUCCAUUCUGAGACCGUUUUCUGUUUGUUAGUUUCUUUAUUUCAGACUUAUUGCAUCGCCUGUGUAGAAGUCGAAACUGGUGCUAUAGUUCUCCCUGUUUUGUAAAGAGUUUACAUGAAUGAAACGGCUCCCAUUCAAUGUGACUGUACAUUCCACUGUGUAUCUAAUGCUAAAUCCCUGGAGUGGCUUAAGGCUGCUUCUCUCCGGCAUCUGAUUCCGUUCUUACCCUCGUUCUCUAUGGCCCCACUAUUAACACAGCAGUUUGGCAAUGGAAGAAAAGGCCAGGGAGCUGCUUUUGUUGAGGUCCUCUGGUUUGAGAGUCUGCGCACAAUUGUAUCGCCCACAAUAGCACAUUAUAGGAACAGUAAUGUGAUGUUACAGUAGAUCAGUUAUUUAACGACUGAGCUGGUACAUGAAGAAGGGGGAAAAAAAGAAAAACACAAAUAUAUUUAAACAGUGAAAUUGAUCGUUGAGGACUGUAGAAUGUGUAGACAUGAAUGUUGUAUGACAAUCAGGACGUAUCCACAGCGGACGGGUUUUGCCUUGGACUGGCGUUCCCUACUGCAGUGAUUACACUCUUAACUCAACACACACGUGACCAGGCACCGGCAUACAGCAGUUAGAUGCACGCACGGUCUCCGACACGCCGGUGAGACGGAGAUCCACCAAACUGUUCAUGAAAAGCACAGCCUCCAGUUGUUUUAAGUCAGAACUGUUGACUAGAUUGCCCAUUUCUUGAUUUCAUGACUGUGGAACCACUGGUCAUGAAUUAACCCACACCGGUUUGAUAAUGCCGUCCUUUAGGUAGUAAUCAAUUUGAAUGGUUAAAAGGAACAGAAUGUUCGAGAGAGAGAAACGAGGGCCACUGUUGAAAGGACCAGAGUUGUGGACAAGCUAAUUAUUGUUUAGCUGAUUAUUUACAAGACAUGUUGCACAAUGACUUUCAUUUUGGCCUGUGUGUAUUUUCAAUAUUUGCUCUACAUAAAACACGCAAUGAGUUUAUCUGGACCUCCCCCGACACAGAAUCGGGCUUAGCCCACAGCUGUUGGUAAGGUUGCCACUGGAAAUGGCUGCUUUUGUUCUGUGAUAUAUGUUAUGGAGAAUAAUUUGGUUCAUGUACCGACGGCACCUUAAACCGGAGUGCUUAUUACGCAGAUCACUGGGUCCAUUCCUCACAGCUGACUUAAGAGCUUGGAAGUGUUAUAAGGAUAGAAACACACACUUUCAUCAAAGACGUGUCGAUGGUUUCCCUGCUGUUAAUCUUACGCCAGCAAACACUCUGGAGCUCUCUUUCUUCUGUGAUGCGUCACCAAGGCGACCUAGGGGGUUAGGGCCGUGUGUAGCCCUAGUUCAUUCUUCAAUUGUUCGGUAGACAAGUGCGUGAAAUAAAAAGAAAUUGUGGCAUUGAGAUGAAAACAAUUGCUUGUGAAAGAGGCCGGUGUCAAGUGCAGAGAGCUUGAGGUGGGGAGAUUGGUUUUCAUGUUUGAAGGCUAGUGUAAUAACAAAGUGCUUUAACUCUUAUCUACUGAGUUAAUUUGGUGUAAAAGGGCUGGUUAGACAGGUUUAUCUGGACGUCACUGUUUGACACCCUUUUGAGUUUAAGAAGGCUUUUAUUUUUUGCAACUUGCUUUCUGUGCUGUCCUUUGGGGGAGAUGUGUCUAUGAAUCAAAGCCUUCUUGGAAGAGGUUCCCUCUGGACCUGAUGUCUGACUGCCAUGGUGCUGUUCUAAUUGCACAAAAUGAUCGAUGUCGCAAUUUCCCCAUGAGAGCACAGAGUGGACCUAUCUGCUGGAACCCUCUGGAACUUUGGUUUCAUUGGAGACCCACCAAAGAUACUGUUCAUCAGUGGCUCCGACAACACAUUGCUGUAAAGAUCAGAACAAAGGGGUACAUAUUGGCACGUGCGCACACACACACACACACACACACACACACACACACACACACACACACACACACACACACACACACACACACAGCAUAGUGUGUCAGAAUGUGGCCGUGGCAUUGCAAUAAGCACACCCUCUGUUCUGUCAGCGAGACAACGGCAAGCUCACGGCACAGCAAGUUAAUUAAUCCUCACACUGGCUGCACUGUAGCAAUGCAGGCCUCUAGCCCUAGGUUCUAUAAAGUGAAGCCAAAUGAAACAUAUGUACUUACUCGUUCAGCUCCACACUCAAAUCCAUAACUCCCAGCACUGCUUUUGCGUCUGGCAGGGUGAUGGGGAGGAAGGGAGGGAGGUAUUCACACUUCGCUGCUUUUACACAGGAAAGUCCAAGAUGAGAACCCCAAGACUGCGUGACAGUGCUUUUUUGAGUCACCAUAGCACGAGUGUUAUUGGACAGUAGAUUUCAAUAUAGCUGAGUCUUGGAGGGGUUUAUUGGUAGUGGGGAUGAGGAAGGGAGGGUGGAGAGUGUGGAGACACUCGUAGUGAAAGCCCCUGGCAAUCAGAGAGAGAGUUCAUUGCAAACUUGAAAUGAAAAUGAAAAAAUAAUCAUAUGUAUAUGAAUAUAUCUUCGUGAAGAUGUUUGUGUAUGAUAUUAAUAUAAUUGUGAAGAAAGUAUGACACAUAGGUCUGGAUUAAAUUAUUAUAAUGUACAAUUUAAAUCAUCCUCUUUUGGGGAUUUAUAUGAGUAGGCAUUUUGUACAGACUUUCCUUUUCAAUUCUUCGAGAGAGAUAAUGUAUUUCACAUUAGCAAAUUAUUUAUUCAUAAGCAGAACAUUUUUAUAUUGAUUUGAAAAUAUUUAUCUCUAUAGAAGACAGGACAGGUAUGUAAUAUACAGUGGAGCUCAUUUUUAAUUAUUCUGGGAUCUUUUUAUUAGCACUAUUUUUAACAGUUAGUCAGUGAGUUUCCUCUUUUGUUGGCCUGCUGGCCCAUACUACUGGUAUGUUUAGGGAGAGGUUGCCCCUGAGUCUGCUUCCAGGCCUCCACUAGCUAACAUUCAUUUUGAGGUAAGGGGAGCUGUUUCUAGACCUGUUCUUAGAGGCGUGCCUUUUCUUUGGAACUUCUGUUGGUUUACUUAGUCCUCUUCUAGUCUCUGUCCUAGUCUUUGUAUUACAUAGCGCUCCUAAUGCCUGACUGAUGUGUACUUCACCCAUGGCUGAUUCCAGUGAUGUUAGAGAGAAGUCUGGUGGGAAUCAGCGAGAGAGAGAGAGAUGAGAGACAACACUGUGAAGUGGGCAUUUCUAUGAUGAUGCAACAUGACCUUGCUGCUCUGAUUGGUUGUAUUGAUCUACCGUGAAAGGACUGUUCACAAGAGAGGGGUUGUCUGUUCCUCCUGAAGGCAUCCCACUAAAAUGAAUAGCCCAUACUAGAAACUCCUCUACUGGUGGUACGAUAGGAUGGUAAUUACAUCUGUAUGGCCCAGAGUUAUUAACGGAGAAGGAUCUCAGCAUUGAACAAGUCAAUGACAAACCAAGAGCCCGUAACGCGGAUCGAUAUGGAGCGUUAGCUUUUUCUUCGUCAUCAUAAUCUUUGUCUAUUGAGACGUGUUUGGUUCUGUUUUUAAUAAAUGAAAGAGACAUAUGUGCAUUAUUUGACCUGCUGUCUGUGGUGUGUACAGUACUGUAUGAGGUUCUGACAUGAAUGUGUGGAUGUUCCAAAAUCUUGGCAUCGAGAAGAUAACAAGACAAAACGAUUAUGUAAAUAGACGGAGUAAUUCCUAGAAAGUGCAACAAAAUAUUAUGUCCAAAAUAAUGAUUUAUUAAUUCAAAGAUGGACACAAAGGUAUAUUAUAAAACAAUGCAUGAAAUAUUGUCAAGCAAUCGCACGGUGCAGUUGUUGUCUACAUGUUUUCUUAAAAAACAGAGCGAGAUGGAAGUGGUACAACUCUUUUUCUAAGGUUUACAACAGUAGAGAGCCAGACCUUUUUUUACUUUGGAUCUUUCUGUGACACAGGCAUGUUCAGUCUUACUGUGUUCAGUGAUGCAACGGUGAUGAUGGCUAAGAGUGAGGAGUGUUCCCAACCAUCCAGAACGAUCCGGAACGCUUCAACGCACCUUCACCAGAAAACACCACCAAUUUUGAUCUCCCACUUGUAGAGUAGUGUGACAUAAUGAACAAUACAACAACAAAAAAUAGAUCUAUAUAAAUAUAAAUACCUACUGAUACUGGACAUUCUCAUUUAUCAGUGUGGAUGCCAUGAUAUUCUGUGAGAAAUGUGUUGGUUUUUUUUCCUUUCUGUGAGAAGACCGGCAGUUGAACCUGCUUCCUUUUGUACAUACUUGCUGUGGUUGUGUGUCUAAUAAAGUGCAGCUCUCUUGUA
Messenger RNA from Oncorhynchus kisutch (coho salmon), 10608 nucleotides. RefSeq names its product SRC kinase signaling inhibitor 1. Gene Ontology annotation, cellular component: actin cytoskeleton; cytoplasm; postsynaptic density. Gene Ontology annotation, biological process: regulation of dendritic spine morphogenesis. The annotation marks the transcript as partial. The transcript is spliced from 21 exons. The record is from RefSeq and is a predicted model, not a curated record. NCBI's taxonomy places the organism in Eukaryota, Metazoa, Chordata, Actinopteri, Salmoniformes, Salmonidae.